UACCAGCCCCGCCCGUCCCGGCCGAGCUGCGGCGGCGGCGGAGCGGGACCGGAGCCCGCUGAGGGCAGCAGCGGCAGAAUGUCGGCCGGCGGGGCGUCCGUGCCGCCCCCGAACCCCGCCGUGUCCUUCCCGUCGCCCCGGGUCACCCUGCCCGCCGGGCCCGACAUCCUGCGGACCUACUCGGGCGCCUUCGUCUGCCUGGAGAUCCUGCUCGGGGGUCUCGUCUGGAUUCUGGUGGCCUCCUCCAACGUCCCUCUACCUCUGCUACAAGGAUGGGUCAUGUUCGUAUCCGUCACUGCCUUCUUCUGUUCCCUCCUCUUCCUGGGCCUCUUCCUCUCUGGCAUGGUGACUCAAAUUAAUGCCAACUGGAACUUCCUGGACUUUGCCUACCAUUUCGUGGUGUUUGUCUUCUACUUUGGAGCCUUUCUCCUGGAAGCUGCAGCCACCUCCCUGCAUGACCUGAAGUGCAACAGCACCCUGUCUGUGCAGCCACUCCUGAGUGACAACCAGUACCGCAUAAACGUGGCAGCCACCGUUUUUGCAUUUGUGACAACAGCUUGCUAUGGCUGCAGCUUAGGUCUGGCCUUGCGGAGGUGGCGGCCGUAACACUCCGGGAACCAGCAGCGCCGUGCGGGCCUCAUCUGGCUCCUCUACACGUGGGACCACUUGGAACUGCAUCCCUGUGCAGAUGUAACGGCAUUCCAGAAGUCGCUUGUUUAGUACGGAGAGAAAAAUCCAAAGGGACAUUUUUGUUCACGAGUGGAAUGUUAAUUUUAUUAUGAUGUUAAAUAGAGAAAUAUCCUUUCAUUUUUCUUUCUCUCUCUCUUUCAAGAAAUUUUUCCUUAGUCCAUAAAAUACACAGAUGCUCUUCAUGAAAAGGUUCUACUCCUUCGUGUGGUUACAAAGAAAGGUACCUGAACCUUGGUGGGUAACUAGAAUUCCCUGAACACUGCACAUUUCCAACAGGCUUCCGUGAAUUCCAUCUUUCAAUGUAAAAUAGGAACUCGGGCACCAUUUCUGCUGGAGAGUGCCAGCAGUGCAUACUUAGGCUUUGCAGACCACGCUUCUCAGGCCCUGCUCUUCAGCUGUGGCUGGAACAUGAAUCGAUGACAUAUCAACGAACACACGUGUCAGGUUUUUUUAUUUACAAAACCAAGGCGGGCUGGAUUUGACCACAGAUUACGGUUUGGCAAGCGUGAGUGUAAAACCUUAGUUAUGUGUUCUGUAUUUCAUGGAAUGACUGUAAAAGUUGAUAAGACUAAUUCGACAAGCCGUAUAUUCGGUCUCAUGUAAUAGUCACAUGCCUUUUGCUCAUGGUCAAAUGUCCGUGGAAUGGGCCAGCAAGAUAGCUCAGCGGAGUACGCACCUGCUCAGGCAAAUACAGGGCCUGGGGUUCAAUC
Molecule: messenger RNA, 1400 nt
Organism: Octodon degus (degu)
Lineage: Eukaryota; Metazoa; Chordata; Mammalia; Rodentia; Octodontidae
Gene: Mal2
Product: mal, T cell differentiation protein 2
Exons: 4
Coding region: 79-606 (175 amino acids)
Biological process (GO): myelination
Cellular component (GO): membrane
Molecular function (GO): structural constituent of myelin sheath
Source: RefSeq, a predicted model, not a curated record